UGCCAACUUCAUAAAAUAAAUAAAUAAAAGAAAAUACAUUAUUUCUGCUUGUGUUGAGAACGGGACGCACAGAAGCUUUACCUUUACCAGUUUCUUUCCAGAUUCUCCUUCAAUCUCUGCAAAUUGCGGUCCAAAAAUGAGACUAACUCUCUUCCUCUUGUCUAUAGUAAAUUUCCACCAGGAAUUGACUUCUCAGUUUGGAAUUGAGAGAUUCUUGAAUCCCAAUAUGUGAUUUUUGGAAGUUGUGGUGACCCAGUUUGGAUUUUGGGGGGUUUCUUGAAAUACUUAUUGGAAAGCUAUGGAUACUUUAUUGAGAACGCAUAAUAAACUUGAAUUCUUGCCUCAACUUCAUGGUUUCUCGGAAAAAGUCAGUAUUUUCGAACCAAAAAAAGAGAAAAUUAGCAAUUCGAAUUUUAUAGAGUAUCAGAACUCUGAGGUUAGGUUUUGUUCCAAGAAAACUUAUCCAAAAAGGUGCAGAAAUGGAUGUGUUAAGGCUAGUAGUGGUGCCCUUUUGGAGCUAGUACCUGAAACCAAGAAGGAAAAUCUUGAAUUUGAGCUUCCUAUGUAUGACUCAUCAAAAGGUGGUGUUGUUGAUCUUGCUGUUGUGGGUGGUGGCCCGGCAGGCCUCGCAGUUGCCCAGCAAGUUUCAGAGGCAGGCCUUUCUGUUUGUUCAAUCGACCCAUCUCCUAAAUUGAUUUGGCCAAAUAAUUAUGGUGUUUGGGUGGAUGAAUUUGAGGCCAUGGAUUUGCUUGAUUGUCUUGAUACCACCUGGUCUGGUGCUGUUGUCUACAUUGAUGAUAAAUCGAAGAAGGAUCUUGGUAGGCCUUAUGGGAGGGUUAACAGGAAGCAGCUAAAGUCGAAAAUGCUACAAAAAUGUAUAUCCAAUGGUGUUAAGUUUCACCAAGCCAAAGUUAUCAAGGUUAUUCAUGAGGAAUCAAAAUCCCUAUUGAUUUGUAAUGAUGGUGUCACAAUCCAGGCUGCUGUGGUUCUUGAUGCAACUGGAUUUUCUAGAUGCCUUGUUCAGUAUGAUAAGCCAUACAAUCCAGGUUACCAAGUGGCUUAUGGAAUAUUGGCUGAGGUAGAAGAUCACCCAUUUGAUGUAGAUAAAAUGCUUUUUAUGGACUGGAGAGACUCACAUUUGAAAAAUAAUCCGGAGCUACAAAAGAGAAAUAGUAAGAUCCCCACUUUUCUGUAUGCAAUGCCCUUUUCAUCAGAGAGGAUAUUUCUCGAAGAAACUUCCCUAGUUGCUCGGCCUGGUGUACGUAUGGAAGAUAUCCAGGAAAGAAUGGUAGCUAGGUUGAAGCACUUAGGAAUAAAAGUGAAAAGUAUUGAAGAAGAUGAGCAUUGCGUCAUCCCAAUGGGUGGCCCCCUCCCCGUCCUUCCUCAAAGAGUUGUUGGCAUUGGUGGCACAGCUGGCAUGGUUCACCCUUCAACUGGGUACAUGGUAGCAAGAACUCUAGCGGCAGCUCCAGUUGUUGCCAAUUCCAUAGUCCAGUACCUUGGUUCCAGUAGAAGUCUUUCAGGAACCGAAUUGUCAGCAGAAGUUUGGAAAGAUUUAUGGCCAAUAGAGAGGAGGAGACAAAGAGAGUUCUUCUGUUUUGGCAUGGACAUUUUGCUCAAGCUUGAUUUACAAGCCACACGAAGGUUCUUCGAUGCAUUUUUUGAUCUUGAACCCCAUUAUUGGCACGGUUUCUUGUCAUCUCGUCUAUUUCUCCCCGAGCUUAUAUUUUUUGGGCUGUCAUUGUUUUCCCAUGCUUCUAAUACUUCCAGGUUAGAGAUUAUGGCAAAGGGAACGCUUCCUUUGGUUAACAUGGUCAACAAUUUAAUACAAGAUAGUGAAUAGAUGGCUAAGGAGUCCAUUUGUUGUCUGUUAAAUCCAUUCCAUCUGCAUCCUGAAGUUUAUAUAUGUUGUUGCCAGUAAAUGUCCAUAGAAUACGAAGUAGCUGUUCUUUUGUUAUCUUAAUUGUAUACACAAUCCAAUGGUUGAUGACUCUAAUUUGUUAUGGAAAGGAAGUACUUUGAUUCA
Ricinus communis (castor bean) is the source of this 2026-nucleotide messenger RNA. RefSeq names its product lycopene beta cyclase, chloroplastic/chromoplastic. Bases 299 to 1843 code for a protein of 514 amino acids. The record is from RefSeq and is a predicted model, not a curated record. The transcript has 2 exons. Gene Ontology annotation, molecular function: oxidoreductase activity, acting on paired donors, with incorporation or reduction of molecular oxygen. NCBI's taxonomy places the organism in Eukaryota, Viridiplantae, Streptophyta, Magnoliopsida, Malpighiales, Euphorbiaceae. Gene Ontology annotation, biological process: carotenoid biosynthetic process.